AUGUUACAGAAGCAAACAACAUUUGUGACGCCCACCGCCAACGGACAACCGCCGCACCUGCCGGUGGGCGGGGCCACGCCGCUCUCCGGUCCCGCCCACCGCCAACGGACAACCGCCGCGCACCUGGAGGUGGGCGGGGCCACGCCGCUCUCCGGUCCCGCCCACCGCCCACGGAAAACCGCCGCACCGCACGCCGCACCUGCCGGUGGGCGGGGCCACGCCGCUCUCCGGUCCCGCCCACCGCCAACGGACAAUCGCCGCACCUGCCGGUGGGCGGGGCCACGCCGCUCUCCGGUCCCGCCGCCCCGCCCCGCCCAGCCCACCGCCGACGGACAACCGCCGCACCUGGCGGUGGGCGGGGCUACGCCGCUCUCCGGUCCCGCCGCCCCGCCCACCGCCGACGGACAACCGCCGCACCUGGCGGUGGGCGGGGCUACGCCGCUCUCCGGUCCCGCCGCCCCGCCCACCGCCGACGGACAACCGCCGCACCUGGCGGUGGGCGGGGCCACGCCGAGUGCGCGCGAUGGCGUCAGGCAGGUGGCGCGCGGGGCGCGGGAGGCUGCGCGAGAGCAGGUGACAGGUCGUCGGCGGCGGCGGCGGGCGGGGAGUCACGGACGAGGCCUGCAGCCCGAGGUGUGCGCCAAGGGAGUCGCCGGCUGCAGUUUAACCGGUCACACGGUGCCCAGGUUCGCCCGCGGCUCCAGAUCCCGAGGAGAAGACGCCCUGGCUGCUAAAGGUCUCCUAUGUGUUAAGGUCCAAGUUGGAUUGACCCAAAAAGGCCAUCAGAUUGUGGGAUAUGUCAGCUGCACUCAUCUACAUGCCACAGCAGAGGACAGCCACAUCCGUCAGAGCCAGCUCAGUCAUAUAGUGGGUUGGAUCAGUGAGUUCCUGAGUGCAACAGGAUGCAAGGAUGAGAAGGUUGUGUUUGACGUUCUUUGUGGGGAUUUCAACUUCGAUAACUGCUCACUGGAGGAUCAUUUGGAACAGCAGCAUCAGAUCCUCAAAAUGUAUAAAGAUCCUUGCUGCAUUGCACCGGGUAAAGAGAAGCCUGGGGUCGUAGGUACUCUGUUAGAACAAGGAACGAUGUAUGAAGAGCCAGUAAUCAGCCCUGAGAAUUUGCAGCGGGCCUUGGAAAUCGAUGAGUUGAGGAAACAAUACCUGGCAUUCCCUGUUAACUCUGUUAUUGACACUGCCGAAAGCCCAGAGUCCUCAACUGUUGGAGGUGGGCGCAGGAUUGAUUACUUGCUGUAUCGGGAAGAUACUGUUGCAAAGGAAGUGACAACUGAAGUGGAGGAGUUCACUUUUAUUACCCAGCUGGCUGGGCUGACAGACCACCUUCCAAUCGGAAUGAGACUCUUCGUUUCCAUGGCAACAGAGGACAAUGAUGUGAUUUGUGAUGAUGAAGUUUGACCCCCAACCUCCCCCACCGCCCAAUAAGUGCCAAAAGCUUCAAGAGGUAUACAAAACAACCUUUUAAAAUGAUAUUUUUAAAUAUAUAAAUAAAAUCAUGACAUUGUAGUUCUGAACAGGCCAGGGACGUAUGUUUACAGCAUUUUGUGCUUGAGAUAAGAUGGUAAUUCUGGAGAAUGAACACUCUGAACAUUGAACAUUUGGAAUCAAGACCUGGAGAUCAGAUCCAGCAUAAAUCUCCUGUCUGCCAAACCCGAGACCUUGGCUUCAAGUCCAGUACUUUCUUAUGCUUUUCCCACACUUAUCUUCCUUGUGGUGGUUACAAAUCUAUUGCCAAACGAUUCAGUUCUGUGCUGCCGUCUGCCAGUUCCUUCAGUUUAAGACUCCACAGAGUCUGUUCCAUUUUACGUUUGUAAGCAAGGAAACUCUAACACUCUGAUCCAGAUUUGAACCGUGUUCCAGGGUUAGUUGUUGAUUCGGGUUGGAUGCAUUUCAGAAGGUUUCAUUAUAUGACCGAGUCUUCACUCCCCUCAUCAAUGUUUUCACAAUGAAAAAAUGAAAAUUAAAGAAAAUUGUAGAAACAUCUUCUAAUUGCUGAGUUUUACUCCUGGGUUUUCCUUGGUAUCCAGGAGAUUUAUCUCAAUAUCCCAAAGAUAUUAAGGGUAGUGGUGGACAGGUAUUACUCUAGCUGGGGAUCUGUGACCUGUGUGAUAUAUUUUAUACGACUUGGAUGAAAAUACUUGGAUGAAAAUGUAGAUGGGUGGGUUAGUAAGAUUGCCGAUAACACAAAGAUUGAUGGAGGUGUUGGCAGUGUAGAGAGUUGUCAAAGGAUACAGCAGAAUAUAGAUCAGUUACAGAUAUGGGUGGAGAAAUGCUUAAUCUCACCAAGUGUGAGGUGUUGCAUUCUUGGGAGGUCAAAUGUAGAGGGAAAGUAUACAGUUAAUGGCAGGACCCUUAAAAGUGCUGAUGUACGGAGGGAUCUUGGGGUUCAAGUCCAUAGUUCCCUGAAAGUGGACAUGCAAGUAGAUAGGGUAGUAAAGAAGGCGUAUGGUAUGGUAUGCUUGCCUUCAUUGGUUGGGGCAUUGAGUACAAGAAGAAGUCAUAUUGCAGCUGUACAAAAGUUUGAUUAGGCCACACUUAAGAGUAUUGUGUGCUUUUCUGGUUGCCCCAUUACAGGAAGGAUGUGGAAGCUUUGGAAAGUGUGGAAAAGGAUGCUGCCUGGAUUAGAGGGUAUGAGAGGUUGGACAAACAGGUUGUUUUCUCUGGAGUGUUGGAGGCUGAGGGGAGACGUGAUAGAAGUUUAUAAAAUGAUGAGAGGCAAUCUUUUUUUCUUAGGGUAGAAAUGUCAGGUAUUAGAGAGUGUGCAUUUAAGGUGGGGGACUAGUUUAAAGGAGAUGUGUGGGGUGUUUUUUUUUGCACAGUGGUCGGGGCCCGGGGUGGUGGUGGAAGCAGACACAAUGGUGGCAUUUAAGAAGCUGUUAAUCGAUACAUGAAUAUACAGAGAGUGAAGGGAUAUGGAUCAUGUGUGGGCAGAAGAGAUUUAGUUUAAUUUGGCACCAUGUUCAGUGCAGACAUCGUGGGCUGAAGGGCCUGUUCUGUGCUGCACAGUUCUGUGUUUUAUGUUCUAAAGAUCCCCACCUUGUGGUGAGAGGCUGCUGUUACUGCUUCACCUGUGAAUCUGAGGGUGUCAUUUAUUGCAUCCGGUGCUCCCAGUGCGGCCUCCCCUACAUCGGUGAGACCCGAUGCAGAUUGGGUGGCUGCUUUAUUGAGCACCUUAGCUCCGUCUGCCGCAACAUCCAGGAUCUCCCGGUGGCCACCCACUUCAAUUCCACAUCCCACUCCCAUACUGACAUGUCUAUCCACGGCCCCUUCUACUGCCACUUUGAGGUCAGACGCAGGUUGGAGGAACAUCUAUUCUGCCUUGGGAGUCCCCAACUUGACAGCCUCAACGUCGAUUUCUCUAACUUCUGGUAACUCCUCCCCCCACCCCCACCUUUGUUUUCCAACAUUCCUGUGGACCCCUCACCCCUUCUUUCCCCUCCCCCACCCUCAUGACCUGCCCACUACCUCCAUCCUAUUCCCCACCUCCUUCCCUUUAUUCCAUGGUCUACUGCCCUUUCCUCCCAGAAUCCUCCUUCAGCCCUUUGCCUCUUCCACCCAUCACCUCUCAGCUUCCCACAUUCCCCCCUCCCCCACCCACCUACCUUCCCCUUCUCACCUGGACUCACCUAUCACCUGCCACCCUGUGCUCCUCCCUCUCACCCUACCUUUUUAUCCUGGCUUCUACCCUCUUCCUUUCCAGUCCCAAUGAAGGUUCUCGACCCAAAACGUUGACUGUUUAUUUCCCUCCAUAGAUGCUAUCUGACCUGCUGAGUUCCUCCAGCACUUUGUGUGUUGCUCCAGCUUCCAGCAUCUGCAGAAUCUCUUGUGUCCCUUGGUCUGGGAAAAUUGGGUGUCACAGGCAGUGGUACUUCAACCCCAGCUAUUCACAAUUCAGUGAUUUGACUGACAGGAUCAAAUCUCAGGCUUCUAAAUUUUCUGAUGAGACAAAUCGACGUGAGUGGGGAGGAGAAUGCAAAAAUGCUUCAUGAGGAUGUAGAUGAGCUCAGUGAUUGGGUGAGAGUAUGGCAGAUGCAAUAAAAUGUGAACUUACCCACUUUGGUGCAGAAAACAGAAAGGCAGUGUAUUUAUUAAAUAGAGACUGGAUCACGUUGAUGCUCAAAGGACCUGGAGUCUGACAUCGGUGGUGGGAAAGUUAUCGGAAUCGAUCCUCAAGGAUGAGGUUAUGGAAUACCUAGAGGUCCAGGGCAAGAUAGGCCCAAGCCAGCAUGGUUUCGUGAAGGGAAGAUCCUGCCUGACCAACUUAUUGGAGGUUUUUGAGGAAAUCUCAGGUAGGGUGGAUAAGGGAGAGGCUGUGGAUGUUGUGUAUUUCGACUUUCAAAAGGCGUUCGACAAGGUGCUGCACAAGAGACUGAUUAAUAAGAUGAGAGCUCAUGGAAUUACAGGUAGGAUAACAGAAUGGGUGGAGCAUUGGCUGGUUGGCAGAAAGCAAAGGGUGGAAAUAAAGGGAUCCUGUUCUGGUUGGCUACCGGUUACUAGUGGUGUUCCGCAGGGGUCGGUGUUGGGGCCGCUUCUUUUUACCUUGUACGUUAACGAUUUGGAUGAUGGAGUAAAUGGUUUUGUUGCUAAGUUUGCGGAUGACACCAAGAUAGGUGGAGGAGUAGAGAGUAUUGAGGAGACAGGAAGGUUGCAGAGAGACCUAGAUAGUUUAGGAGAAUGGGCAAGGAAAUGGCAGAUGAGAUUCAAUGUUGAGAAAUGUGCCAUUGUACACUUUGGAAACAGAAAUAAAUGGGCAGAUUAUUAUCUAGAAGGAGAGAAAAUUCAAAGUACAGUACAAAGGGACUUGGGGGUACUCGUGCAGGAUACCUUAAAGGUUAACCACCAGGUCGGAUUGGCAGUAAGGAAAGCGCUUGCUAUGUUGGCAUUCAUUUCGAGAGGUAUAGUGUAUAAAAGUAGGGAAGUGUUGAUGAGGCUCUACGGGGCACUAGUGAGGCCUAAUUUGGAAUACUGUGCGCAGUUUUGGGCCCCUUAGGAAGGAUGUACUGAUGGAGAGGGUUCAGAGGAGAUUUACGAGGCUGAUUCCCGGAAUGAAAGAGCUUAAAUAUGAUGAGCAUUUGUCGGCUCUUGGACUGUACUCACUGGAGUACAGAAGAAUGAGAGGGGACCUCAUAGAAACAUUUAGAAUGUUGAAAGGACUAGACGGAGUAGAUGUGACUGGGCUGUUUCCCUUGGUGGGUGAGUCCAGGACUGAAGGGUACAGUCUUAAAAUUAGAGGGUACCGGUUUAAAACAGUGAUGAGGAGAAAUUUCUUUAGCCAGAGGGUGGUGAAUUUAUGGAAUGCUUUGCCACAUACAGCAGUGGAGGGCAGAUCAUUGGAGGCAUUUAAGGAGGAGAUAGAUAGGUAUCUAAUUAUUCAAGGUAUCAAGGGAUAUGGGGAUAAGGCCAGAAAUUAGGGCUAGAAAGGAAUAGUUUCUUUUUUUUCUUUUUUCUUUAGCUCAUGGAGCAGACUCGAUGGGCCAAAUGGCCUACUUCUGCCCCCUCGUCUUGUGAUCUUGUGAUCCUGAAACACAAGUCACUGAAAGUCAACGUGUUGGUGCAUGUUACAAUGAGGAAGGCAAAUGGUAUGUUGGCCUUUAUUAGCAGUGCAUUUGAGUAUGAGUAGUUAUACAGAUAGCAUCUACAGUCUGUGUAUGUUUUGAUCUCUGUACCUAAAAAUGGAUAUACUUGGAGUGCAGCAAUGACUGGUUCCUGGGAUGGCGGGUCUGCUGUGAGGAGUGACUGAAUAGACUAGGCCUGUAUUCACAACAGUUUGGAGAAUGAGAGGAAAUCUCACCGAAGCUCACAGAUUCUUACUGGGUUCAGCAAAACGUUUCACCUGGCUGAAGAGCUCAGAACCAGGUGUCACAACCUCAGAAUAAAGGAUUGUCUAUUUAGGACUGGGAUGGGGAGAAACUUCUUCAGAGGAUGGUGGCUCUUUGGAAUUCCCUACCUUAGUGCUGUGCAAGGUCAAUCAUCGAGUUCAUUUAGAAAACAGUUGAUGGGAUUCUGGAAAUGAAGCAAAUCAAAGAGUAUAUGACUAUUACAGGAAAUGUUGCUGAAGCAGAUCAGAUGUGAGCUUGAUGAAUGGCAGAGCAGGCUCGAGGGGCCAGAUGGCCACCUCCUGCUCCUCCUCCUGUUGUGUUCAUGUAGUUUUAUGUUAUAUCCUCUGAUUGUGCUCACCCUUUUCUAAUUGUCACAUAAUUCAUGGAGAUGUCUUUGCAAGCUCUUGCAAUCAAACUUUCCAAUCCAGUACCUUCAAAGUCCAUUGCUUAAGGGUUAUUUAGCAUUCACUUUCUUCAUGAAUGUCAAAUAGCAAUGAAUAAAUUUCAGAACACUGA
Messenger RNA from Pristis pectinata (smalltooth sawfish), 6347 nucleotides. Its product is annotated as translation initiation factor IF-2-like. Bases 1 to 1410 code for a protein of 469 amino acids. Gene Ontology annotation, cellular component: cytoplasm. NCBI's taxonomy places the organism in Eukaryota, Metazoa, Chordata, Chondrichthyes, Rhinopristiformes, Pristidae. Gene Ontology annotation, biological process: sphingomyelin metabolic process. Gene Ontology annotation, molecular function: sphingomyelin phosphodiesterase activity. The transcript is spliced from 9 exons. The record is from RefSeq and is a predicted model, not a curated record.